AUGGCUGUUGCAAGAGCGCGCUCCAGCCUUCUUGUAUCGUUGCUGCUUGCUGUGGCCGGUCUGGUCUCUCUUCAGGCCUUCGUGCCGGCCCCUCGUGCCGAGUCCCCUUCUCUGCGUGGCCUGGCGGCGGCCGCCAGCAUUGCCGCAGCACCAGGCGUCGCCUCCGCUGGCGACGAGUACCUGAACUACAACAUGACAGGGGAGUUCACACCUUUCAUGGUCAUUGGAUAUUUUGGCCUGACAACCUUCCUCACCGCCUUCGCGUUUGGCUCCUAUCUCGUGCUGACCAAGCUGAAGAUCAUCUAA
This is a messenger RNA of Symbiodinium natans, 306 nucleotides long. The record is from the annotation of a GenBank genome assembly. Lineage: Eukaryota; Dinophyceae; Suessiales; Symbiodiniaceae.